Xiphophorus couchianus (Monterrey platyfish) is the source of this 1644-nucleotide messenger RNA. RefSeq names its product brix domain containing 2 (gene brix1). The record is from RefSeq and is a predicted model, not a curated record. Gene Ontology annotation, cellular component: nucleolus. Gene Ontology annotation, biological process: ribosomal large subunit assembly; rRNA processing. The transcript has 10 exons. Gene Ontology annotation, molecular function: rRNA binding. Lineage: Eukaryota; Metazoa; Chordata; Actinopteri; Cyprinodontiformes; Poeciliidae.
ACAGAACCAUCUUCACUCCGCUGGAGUUGAAAUGCCUUACAAGUGUGAACUGACUGUCGGAGAUUCACGCAAUAUUUGCGUUUUUGCAAGUCCCAUGUCUUGGACAAGCCAGUUGGUGGCGGUACUGCUCCGUUACGAUGUUUGUCAACCACCAUUUACAUAAAGUAGAAGAAGAAGAAGAAGAAGAAGAAGAAGACGGUCUUGUACAAGCAUGGCUGCGUCCAAAAGAAAACGUGGAGGAGAUGGAACCUCGGACAAAAAGGGGAAAAAGGGUAAAUUUGUUGCAGAUAAAGGCGAAACUCAGCCUGAAACUGAGCAGGAGACAAAAAAUGAAGUUACUGUCCCAGCUCCGGUUUCUAUGGGCAAAUGGACCAACAAGGAAAGAGUUCUUAUCUUCUCUUCAAGAGGAAUCAACUUCAGAACCAGACACCUGAUGCAAGACCUGAGGACCAUGAUGCCUCACUCAAAAGCAGAUACCAAAAUGGACAGGAAGGACAAGCUGUUUGUUGUUAAUGAGGUGUGUGAAAUCAAAAAUUGCAACAAGUGCCUCUUUUUCGAGGCAAAGAAGAAGCAGGACCUCUACAUGUGGAUCUCCAACUGCCCGCAUGGACCUUCUGCAAAGUUUCUGGUUCAGAACAUUCAUACGUUGGCUGAGCUCAAAAUGACAGGAAACUGCCUGAAAGGAUCAAGACCACUGCUCUCGUUUGAUCCAAAAUUUGACAAAGAGCCCCAGUAUGCUUUACUGAAGGAACUCUUCAUCCAGACAUUUUCCACGCCUCACUAUCAUCCUAAGAGUCAGCCUUUUGUGGACCACGUCUACACUUUCUCCAUCGCAGACAACAGAAUAUGGUUUAGAAACUACCAGAUAAUUGAAGAGGACGCCUCUCUGGUGGAGAUCGGCCCACGAUUUGUUCUAAAUCUCAUAAAGAUCUUCCAGGGAAGCUUUGGAGGGCCCACGCUGUAUGAAAAUCCCAACUUCCGAUCUCCAAACUUGCACAGACGGGAGAUCCGCCUGGCAGCCGCAGCCAAAGUGCGAGAGAAGCAGAUGGUGAAAGAGAUUCAGAAAAUAAAGAGGAAAGAUGCGAAGGAGGUGGUCGACAACGAUGUGACGGCUGACGUCUUUGUUACACCAGAUGAACGGAAACCUGUUCACAUUCAGACGGAGCCACCUGCGCCAAAAGUAGUGAAGAAGAACAAACACAAAGCUUUCAAGAGGGAGCGGAUGCAGCGGGGACGCAGAUGAUUUGCUUCAGCCACAGUCCUAAUUGUUUUCUCCUUUUUUUUCUUCUUGAUGUCGUGUUGUGUUCAGUGAAAUGUGCAGAAACUAAUUGGCCAUGUACACAUCUUUUAUUUUACAACACAUCUUAAGUAUUUACAGUCCUUUUUAAUAAAAAAAAUACAUGCUGUUAUAUAAACCAAGCUUGAUAUAAAUUGUUUUGUAUUAAAAAAGAUAUAAUUUUCCGGUGUACUUUGAAUGUGUACCUCAAAAAAGUAUGUUUUUCCUCAGUGUACUAAUUUCACCUGGGGUCCAUUUUGUGUCAGAUGAGUCAAAUAUUUGCUGUACAAAGAAUCAUCAUGAACAAAUACUUGUGAAUCCCUGCAUAAAUAUUUCCAUAUUAACACAUUAAACAUAAAUGGAAUUUA